Messenger RNA from Uncinocarpus reesii 1704, 2337 nucleotides. RefSeq lists its product as uncharacterized. Gene Ontology annotation, molecular function: DNA binding; zinc ion binding; DNA-binding transcription factor activity, RNA polymerase II-specific. The coding region runs from base 1 to 2337 and encodes 778 amino acids. The record is from RefSeq and is a predicted model, not a curated record. Lineage: Eukaryota; Fungi; Ascomycota; Eurotiomycetes; Onygenales; Onygenaceae. Gene Ontology annotation, biological process: regulation of DNA-templated transcription; DNA-templated transcription. The transcript has 2 exons.
AUGCGCUCCUCCCUCACUAACUCUGGGCUGCAAGCCAUAUCAACACCCGUUUCGUCGGAUCCCUCACAGCCAUCUACAAUCAGUGAUGCGCCCAAGGACCGCUCUCCCGUUGCGACCGGCGGCACAGCUAUGUCCGAUCCUCGAAGCAACCCUCGCAGUUGUGUGACCUGUCGUCGACGGAAGAUUCGAUGCAAUAAAGUACAGCCCUGCUCCAACUGUGUCAAAGCAAGAGUCGAAUGCGUCUUUCCCAAGCCUGGUAGAGCGCCUCGAAAGUCGAAGAAGGGGACAGAAGCGGAACUGUUAGCACGACUGAAAACCCUCGAAGCCGCCGUCAAGAGUAUCGGAAAACCAGAAGCUGUCGAGGGCAACUUUGCUGAUGAGGCCAAACCUUCGAGUGGGUUGAAUGCCAAUGGCUGUGCGGAACGGUCUUCGAAUAAUGCCGAGUUGGAUUCUGUAAAUGAUGAGAUGGGCAGACUCGUCGUCAGCGAUGACCAAAGCCGGUACAUAAGCAACCGGUUUUGGACGAGAUUUGGGGAUGAGAUUGAGGAAUUAAAGAACAUGAUCGAUUGCCCGACGUCAGAUGAAGACGACUAUCCCUCUCCGGGUGACUCCGCAUCUGCCUCUUCGCCAUGGACGGGUAAUGAUGGAUUUUUGUUCGGCUUUAGGUCUGCAGCGCAUAGCCUACGCGAGUUCCAUCUACCGCCGGAGAAAUUCGGCAUUGUGUGGGAGACAUACCUUGAAAAUGUUGCUCCAAUUGUCCCUAUAUUUCAUCGCCCGAGUUUGAAAAACAUGCUAUGGAAUGCAGUCGCGAAUCUCGACUCUGUGAACAAAAAUACUGAAGCAUUGCUGUUCACAGUGUACUAUACCGUCAUAACAAGCAUGACACCUGAGCAAUGUCUAUCUCAACUGGGUGAAGAUCGUGAUGCUGCCCUAAACCGUUACCGAUUCGCUGUCGAGCAAGCGCUAGCUAAGGCCAAUAUACUAAGUACCCAUAGUUUGGUGCUCCUUCAAAGCCUUGUUUUAUUUUUGAUUUGUGUACGCCAAAGCAGCGACUCUCGAUAUAUCCUAUCGAUGACAGCAAUUGCCAUUCAAAUCGGUCGAGGAAUCGGUCUCCACCGUGAUGGAGCUACCUUCGGUUUAGCACCACUUGAGACUGAACUGCGGCGGCGACUAUGGUUACAAAUUUGCCUCCUGGAUUUUUGCUGUUCUCUAGAUCACGGAUGUGAUCCGAUGGUCCAUGAACAUUCUUAUGAUACUCGUCCGCCACUAAACAUUAACGAUGAUGAUAUAUCUCCAGAUUCAAAGGAGCCUCCAGAGGAACGAGUGGGAUACACAGAUAUGACUUUCCUUUUGUUUCGUUCCGACAUCGUUGUCGUAUCAAGACGAUUUACCAAUGUGCCACCGAGCGCUUCUUGCAAACGGUUUGUGGCCUCCAUUUCCCAAAAGGAGCGUGAGGAAAUGGUGGAAAAUCUCAGCCGGCAGCUUGAGCAUAAAUACGUGCAGCACUGCGAUAUGAGCAUACCAAUUCAAUGGGUUUGCGGCGCACUAUCGCGUCUAGUUGUAGCGAAAUUACUUCUCGUGAUCCACCACCCAAUGACACGGGAAGAUGUGGAAAAUUCCGUUCCAGAGGAAACAGAAAAUCGGCUCUUCUUUUCUGCAAUUGAAAUGAUUGAAUUUGGUCUUUUGCUGGAAACCAACGCUAAUACGUCCCAAUGGAGAUGGCUAUUCCGCACUGAUACACAAUGGCAUGCUCUUGCUUAUGUGCUAUCAAAUCUGUGCGUGCGGCAGCCAUGCCCUGUCGUGGAGCGAGCCUGGAACGCUGUCAACGCGGCAUAUAAAGGAUUGGAAUUAAAAGGCCAACAGAAGGGGGAUAUGCUCUGGCGGGGAAUACGUAAACUUAUGGCCCGAGCGCUUCAAUUUCGCGAAAUGCAGUCGCAACGAUCCAGUGCAGGGUUUGGAGGGCAUGAGCCAUAUACUAAUGGUUUCCAGCCCUCUAACGACACCUCGCUUUCUCAACCUUUAGCAUCAAUCACGUAUCUGCACCAGCCGCAACAAGCCCCGGUCACGGCAAUCAACCUUGCACCAGGGCCUGUAACAGGUUUCAGUCCAGGUGUCGAAAGUUAUAAUCCUAGCCCAAUUGACUUAUCAACACUCUCGCCAUGGCCCCCUUUACCUCUGGAUAGCAUGUACGAUACAGGAGUUUCAAAUAUAAACGCCUCGAUCACCUCAGCGCCGCCUUCUUGGGACGAAUGGAACCGUGUUGUGCGAGAAUUUCAACUUGACAUCGGAAAUGACGGGAUGGUAACAUCGGGGCAGGCUCCAAUUUGGUUUGAAUAA